AUGUUCCCCCCAACCGAUUUCCAUGGUCGGGGGAGGGGACUCGGGGGCAUGGCGGUUCGGUUCCAACGGGUUUGGCUGGGAUGCUGCUUGCUGCUGCUCACAUGUGGCGGCGAGGCGACCAAAAAUCCGUCCCCCUCCCCACAACCUCCCCGCCCCCCUCUCUUCCCCCAUUUCCCCCUUCCCCCUCCACCCCCCCUCCUCCCCUCUCCUCCCCUGCCAUCCCCUCCCCUCGUCAGAGUUUCCCCCCACCAAGAGGUCCCCCCAAGGUCUUCCCCUCGCCGUCCUUCCCUGGCGGUUCUCUUCCUUGACCAUAUCUUUCCUCUUCCUUGUCACCGUCGUUUUGCUGGACAACACAACACGAGCACCAGCAACUUGAAAGAAAUAGAGAGGAAAGAUUCUAUCACCUUGCCGAUCGUGCUCAUCAUCUCGCGAAUCAAGAUGAACGUGGGAGUUGCCGCUCGACCCUCCCCGCCAGACACCAUGCAUCCUUCCGACCAUUUCGCGCCAAGCCAUCUUUUCGCAGAUCCCUCCGUCUGUCUCGCGACCCGUCUCUCUCCCCAAGACUGCUUCUCCGCAUCGCUCAGCUCGUCCCCGUCGUCGCGCUGCGGAUCCGAAGCGCUCAAAGCCGCCGUGUGCCGGCCAGCAGGCGGCCUCCAGGAGCGGUCGUCCUUGCUCGGCGCGCAGGGGUUAGAACAGGAAUGGGCGGCUAUUUUUGGCGAAGAUGAUGGAGAGGACGGGAUAAACGGGGGUUACGGGGAUGACGUGGAUUACGGUUAUCCCGGGAAUGACGGGAAUAAUGGGGGUGAGCGUGAGGAGGAAGACGACGAGGAGGACGUGCCUUGGGAGGUGAUUAGUUCGCGGCUCCGGCAGCAGCUGAAGCAGGUGCUACACCAGCAGAAGCAGCAGCACGUGCAGUUGUCGCACGCGCGGACACACGACGGUUACCACAGCCAGCGACAUCCGCAAGCGCUCGGGCACGCACCGCCGCAGCUCAACGCCUCUACGCAGAAUGAUCCGAUUAGCGGCCGCUUAGAGAGCUGUCAGCAGUGGGAGCAGAGCAUUGAUAACGACCAAGGUAGCCGGAGAACGGCUAGCUACAGGGACGGCGGCUGUAGGGAAAGCGCUAGGGAAAAUAGCAGCAGGGAAGGCAGCAGCAGGGAGGAGAUAAACUGGUUGGCGCAAGCUUGCGCGGAGGGUCGCUCGAAGCAGGUGGAUCGACGAACAGCUAGCAGCCGUAGGUCGUUCGACGUCGCCAGAUCCGCCCGAAACCCAGUCUCGGAAACGGUUUCCGUCUCCGUUACUGGCGGCGUUUCCGUUUCUGGUUUCGCGAGCCGGGACUGUUCGGCCCACUCGUCGCCCGUGCCGCUGCAGCAGCGCCGGCGAAGCCAUUCCGAAGUGCCGCCGCUGCUGGUAACCGUGCCAAGAUCUUCGCUAGAGAGAUCCGCGCUGUCGGGCAAGAAAGGCUCCCCCGCGCUUCCGCCAUCUCUCCGCCAAGGCGCUAGCUCUUCCCCCAGUCCCAGCGACCGUCAGCAGAAAGCCUUUCCCCCGCGCUCUCCGCGCAGUAACCUAUCCGCGCAGGCACUCCGCACUUCCUCGCUCUCCCCCGAUUCCCCGUCCGUAUCCCCGCGUUCCUCCUCCGCUGCGCUAUCUGCUGCGCUUGCGGCGUCCCGAAAAGCAGAAAGUUUUCGAGAAGAUUUAGAUUCGUCGGACGAGGAAUUCUUAGCCGCUUACUGCCACAUUACUGGUUCCCCCACUCCCCCCGACUGUAGCCCUGCUGCGGGGUCACCUGUAACCUCCCCCCCUUCCGCGGGUUCCGCUGUCGUCCGCGCGCUGCAGAAGAGCGCGAGCUGUUUGGAGGGGCGGGGGGAGCAGCGUCAAGCGCCAGUGCGCGCGCAAGCGGGAAGGGCGCAGGCGCUGGCGAAGUCGCAAGAAACGUUGUUGCGCAAGGGCGGAGCUAGCGGAGGAGCGAGCGGCGCAAGGGACGCGCAUGCUCGGAUAAGGGCGCAGGAAGCGGCGGACGUUCCGCAACGGUCUUACACGGCGCCAUCGGGGGGGAGUAAGCCGGCGCCUUUUGCGGCGCCGUUUGCGGCGGUUAUUGCGCAUCAAAACCUGGAGCAGCAGAAGCUCCACCUGAAGAAACAGCUGCAGCAAGCGCAGCAGCUAAGGACCGCAAUAGGCGGCGGAUUCAGCGGUAGCAGCGGAGGAAGCAGUAGCGGAUGCAGUGGCAGUGGGCUUAGUGCGUCGGAGCUUGCACGGGGAUUGGAACACGAGUUUGGCGGCAAACAAGCUGGAAGGGCCGGCACCGCGCACGGGCCGCGCGGAACAGGGGGAAAUGGGGGAGCCUCCUCCGCGGGGCCUCAGGUGCAACCCCCGAACGCUGCGCAAAGCAGGUCGAGAGGCAUAGGGGGACACGCGGACACUCCUGCUGGCGGAGUGGUAUCCGCGGGUGCGCAGAAGCUGUUCGGGCUGGGGUCGCAGUCUCACCGGAUACUUCCGCACGCCGCCACUACUGGCGGAGGCCCCCGCUCGCUAGUCCGCGGGCGUUCGUGGGCGUCGCUCGAGUUUCAGCGGGCGCAAGGUCCGCCGCAGCACGCGCCGCAUUUAGAGGAGCUGGCCACAUGUACUAAAGGCCUCCCCACUAUUGAGAGCAGUGGCAGCGGGAGCGGCAGCGGCAGCGGUCACGGCGGCAGCAACUGUAGGAGCAGGGAAAAGGGCAACGGCGGUAGUAGGACCGUUAGUUUCUCAGAGCGGCAUUCCGCGCUUGUUUCCCCCGCGGAUUCCCCGCGGGCGCGCGCUGGCGUCGCCGCGCCUCCGCUCUCCGCAAUGGGCAGGGCAAUCUCCGCGGCUGCGGGCGGCGCAUCGCGGUGCUCCCCCUCGUUCACCCACGAGCGGAGCGCUCUUCCGGAGCUCCCCGGUUUGGCGAAAAGGGCGCUGCUUGCGCAGGCGCAGGAGGGGACGGGCUCAACUGGCGCGGGCGGAACCUUGGCUGGCGCAGGCGCAGGCGCACCAAGCCUGUCCCGAACCUCGUCGGCUCGGCAGCUGUACGUUCGGAAGAUGCUGCUGGAUCUGGCGGCGCAGAGCGACGAAGCAAGCGAAGCAGGUUCGGGUUCCGGUUCGGGACACGCGAGCCCGUGUUUCGCGUCGGGCGGGGGAAGCGGAACGGCGGGAAGCGGAACGGGCGGAAGCGGAACGGGCGGAAGCGGAAAGGGGGGUCGGAGCGUGCUUUCUAGGCGCGGGGUACUGGGGCGGUCGGCGUCAGGGAAGGAGCACGCGGGGAGGCGCGCGGGGGCAACGGCGCAUGAAGGCGCGGAGGCGGCGCAAGUGCAACUCCGCGCGGUCAGGCGCUCCGCCUCCGCGCGCUACCAGCCCGCGUCGCGGCUCUCCGUCGACUUGAGCGCAGCUGCCUCUGCGGGGCUGACUGGCGGAGAGAACGGCGGAGGGGCGGGGGAGUGCGGGGAGGGGAAAUCGCUGGGGCGCUCCGCUUCGGACAAGGCAAUGGGGGGAGGGGAUCAGGUGCGGAUGGUGGGUCUGCCGUCCAUCUCUGGGGCGAUUUCCGGGAUUUCCGGGAUUUCGGGGGCUAUUUCAGGGGCAUCAACUUCCGGGGCGAUUUCAGGGCCGGCCGCAGCUGUGGGGGGUGGUGCAUCUAUAGGACUAGUAGAUCCAUUUGCUGGUGCUUAUAAAGGGGGUGCUUGUGACGAGGAUGAGGAUGAUGCGGAUCUCCGUCGCUAUUUUCGCUGCCCGCGACGUCUUGAAUUGUUUUCUCGUCGCGAGGCUCGACGCACACCGUCCGCCAUGGCUCGUCAGGAGCAACCCGGGGGCCGCGGGAGCGACGAGGCCGAGAGGCUGCAUCCAGACGGUCCGUUUGAAGGUAAUCACAUCAACGGCCAAGCUAACGGCCACGUGGAGAGUCACGAAGGGAGCCGAAUGCUAAACGGAGAUUCUCACGUCGUGGUUGAUGUUGACGGUAGCAGCAAGGUGAUGGAUAAGAGCCACACGAUGAGCGGAUACUGCAAGAGGAACAUCACCGAUACAAUUACAGUCAAGUUCAAGGACGUGCGCUACAAGGUGCAAACUGCUAAGGCAGGCUCCUGGGACCCGCGCCACUCCUGCCUCCCCACGCUCCCCGCUCUCCCCACGCUCCUCACCUCCAAGCGAGGGGGAACCGUGGGAGGAGGAGGCGCUGGGGGAGGCGCGGAAGCGGGGGCGGGGGGAAAAGCGGGCGCGGAGGUGCGGGAGAAGGAGAUUCUGCACGGGAUAAGCGGGAGCGUGGCGCCGGGGGAGGUGCUGGCGAUGAUGGGGCCGUCUGGGGGAGGCAAGACGACGUUUCUGAACGUGCUGGGGGGGCGGUUCAAGCAGGGCAACAUGGCGGGGACGCUCACUUACAACGACCUGCCGUACAGCAAGGCGCUCAAGAGAAAGCUGGGCUUCGUGACUCAGGACGAUAUAUUCUUCCCACACCUCACUGUGCGCGAGACCCUCAUGUACGCUGCUGUGCUGCGGCUGCCCAAGGAGCUGAGCUGGGCGGAGAAGGUGCAGCGCGCCGAUGAGACCAUCACUGAACUGGGGCUAGAUAAGUGCCGUAACACGGUUAUUGGAGGGCCAUUCCUGCGCGGCAUAUCCGGGGGAGAGCGCAAGCGAGUGAGCAUAGGCCACGAAAUCCUCAUCAACCCCUCCAUGCUGCUACUGGAUGAACCCACCUCUGGCCUCGACUCCACCACCGCUCUCCGGAUCAUUCAAGUCAUUCAGAACCUCGCCAAAUCGGGCCGAACCGUGGUUACCACCAUCCACCAACCGUCAUCGAGAUUGUUCCACGCAUUCGAUAAGCUGCUGCUCUUAUCGGAGGGCAAUGCUAUUUUUUUCGGGCAGGCUGCAGACGCGAUGGGGUAUUUUGGAAGGUUGGGGUUUGAGCCGCUGUUUGCGAUGAACCCGGCAGAUUUUCUGCUGGAUCUGGCUACGGGGACGACGGCGGAUGUGCAGUUGCCGAGUGUGUUUGGGCAGAGCGAGGAGUGGCAGGGGAAGAGCGUUCCAGAGCAACAACACGACGUGAAAGAGUUCGUGGCUCAAGCUCACAGGGAGCAGCAGCAGCCGCUGGUGCAUGCUGAGCUGGCGGGGCUGCCUGCCAGCUCAGAUGCCGACCAGAAGAGCGUGCUGCAGCGGCGCGGGUGGACGGCGCCGUGGCUGCUGCAGUUCUCGGUGCUGUGGACACGUGGUUUGAAAGAGAGAAGACAUGAAGUUUUAUCCCCGCUCAGGUUCUAUCAG
Closterium sp. Yama58-4 is the source of this 5259-nucleotide messenger RNA. The record is from the annotation of a GenBank genome assembly. Lineage: Eukaryota; Viridiplantae; Streptophyta; Zygnematophyceae; Desmidiales; Closteriaceae.